AUGCAGGAUACAUUCGAUGCUGGUUGCUUGCUCAGCCUGGGGGUUCUUAUCCGCCUUGCAGCUGCGGCGAUCAAUUACGAAAUCUACUGCAUGCUAGACGGUUCUGCGUCAGACGUUCCCAGCAUCACUGAGCUGUCAGAUUAUGCAACCGGCACUCGAGGGCCCUGGCGUUACGCGCUCUCGUUGCUCUCGGUGGUUUUCAGUGAUGGCUGCUGCUGUCUCGUGCUGCUCCAUGCUUCUGUGCAGCUGCACGGGCGCCACACUUCGGGGGCCAGCCUUCUCCAGGCUUUGGUCAUCGGCAGUUCUGGCCUGGACUUUGUGCAGGCGGCAACCACUGAGUUUCGGCUCCACUAUGUCCUGAUCCAGAUGGCUGGUUGCACAAUGUGCCUGACGUUGCUGCACAUCCUAUUCGUGCUCUACCGAACAGGUCGACAAACACAACGCAUACAGACAGCUUGCUUCACAUUCACGGUGUUGUGCAUGGAUCUCGUGCUGGUGGCUGCACUUCACAACCACUGGAUCAGAGAACAGUCGCUUUCUUCGGUCACGUGGACCGCGUUGGAGUAUUUGGGCAUGGUACUUUACACGGCAGUUAUGGUCCAGAUUGGAGGCCUGCUUCCAGCUGCCACUGUGAAGCUAGGUUGGCUGCCGCGCAUUGUCUCAGACGAAUCCGCAGCCGCAAAGUCUCUGCUGCCCAAGCAUUCCCCGGAUAGCGGAAGACCUUACAACAAGGUGGGUGCCUGA
Molecule: messenger RNA, 744 nt
Organism: Symbiodinium natans
Lineage: Eukaryota; Dinophyceae; Suessiales; Symbiodiniaceae
Source: the annotation of a GenBank genome assembly